AGGAAGGCUCAAGGUGGUGAGACUCAUCAAUCCACCUAAACGAGGUAGCAGGUGAACAGCUGCCGAAACCCUCGCUUAGACAUGGGAUGUGCUCAUGCGAAGGAAGGAAGCGUGGAGGAGUCAAGGAUGUUGUUUGAUCCCGCACAAAAGCUUGGUGCAGAUGCUGAAGCGAAGAUUGAGCAGAUCAAUCUCAAGCAACGCUCCUCUUUUCAUACUUGGCUGGAGAAGAAGAGAGAUGAGAAGCUGACGCCUCCAGAUCGACGAUGCCACGACAGGCACGUCGAGGCCUUGGACAAGUUCUUGACCAAGGUGGAUGGCUCACCAGAGAGGUUCGUUGAGAUUGUGGGCAUUUAUCGUGACAAGUCAGGCAUGAAGGAUGAGGAGGAGAUCGCCGUCAUCCGCCUCUAGGCUGCCGCUUGGGCGGCUGCGGCUUGGUGAUGGGAGAGCCUGACAAAAUCGCUUCGCUCACGCAGCGAUCGCAUGAGACAUAUCGAGCUAAAGAACGAAGAACUGAAGUGGAGA
Messenger RNA from Durusdinium trenchii, 522 nucleotides. Lineage: Eukaryota; Dinophyceae; Suessiales; Symbiodiniaceae. The record is from the annotation of a GenBank genome assembly.